AUGUCUUCCCAAGGGGAGCCUAUCGCCGUAAUCGGCUCUGCCUGUCGAUUCCCCGGAGGGGCGUCCUCACCCUCCAAGUUAUGGGAAUUGUUGCACCAUCCCAAUGAUGUAUUGAAGACUUUCCCAAAGAAUCGGUUGAACCUCGAUGCUUUUCACCAUAAUGAUGGAGAAUAUCACGGCAGGACAGACGUCUGCAACAAAGGCUACUUGCUUGACGACGACAUUCGGCAUUUCGAUACUCAAUUCUUCAACCUUAGCCCUGCCGAAGCAGAUUCAAUGGAUCCCCAACAACGACUGACAAUGGAGGUGGUAUAUGAAUCAGUAGAAGCCGCUGGGUACACACUUGAAGGAAUGCGAGGAUCUCCCACAUCUGUAUACUUAGGGGUCAUGACGGGAGACUGGCAUGAUAUACAGAUGAGAGAUCCAGAGUCUAUUAACCGUUACUUCGCUACUGGCACUUCAAAGGCCAUUCUUUCCAAUCGUGUCUCUUAUUUCUUUGACUUUCGCGGACCGUCAAUGACGCUUGAUACUGCCUGCUCAUCAUCCCUAGCGGCAGUUCAUCUGGCUGUGCAAUCUUUACGCAAUGGAGAAUCAAGAUUUUCCAUUGCCUGUGGUGUCAAUUUAAUACUCGAUGCUGGGAGUUACAUCACAGAGUCAAAACUGCACAUGCUUAGUCCCACUUCACGCAGCCGGAUGUGGGAUGCUGCGGCGGAUGGUUAUGCCCGCGGUGAGGGUGUUAGUGCUGUUGUCCUGAAAACUCUCAGCCAAGCUAUUGCUGAUGGGGAUCAUAUUGAAUGCAUUAUUCGUGAGACUGGCAUGAACAGUGAUGGUCGUACAACCGGUAUUACGAUGCCUAGCUCCGAGGCGCAGUCAGCGCUCAUCAAACGCACAUAUAAGAAAGCUGGUUUAGAUUCCCUUGUCGACCGGCCGCAAUAUUUCGAAUGUCACGGCACUGGUACAUUGGCUGGCGAUCCUGUUGAGGCUCGUGCAGUCAGGCAAUCGUUCUUUCCACAAGAAGCUUUGUCCGGGUCCGAAAAGCUCUACUGCGGUUCGAUCAAGACAAUUAUUGGUCAUACAGAGGGAUGUGCUGGCUUAGCCGGCUUACUUAAAGCCUCGCUCGCCGUGCAACAUGGCGUUAUUCCGCCUAAUCUUCUCUUUUCUAGAUUAAACCCGGCCAUAGAACCUUUCUAUGACACCUUACAAGUUCCAAUCGCCCCAAUUCCCUGGCCGAUUGUCUCUAACGGACCACGACGCACCAGUGUGAACAGCUUCGGUUUCGGGGGGACUAAUGUUCAUGCCAUUGUUGAGAACUAUAUACCCAGAUCUAAGCUGAUCCCUCAACCCACGCCUUCCAGCAAUGAUGCUCUUCUUGACAAGUUUGUCGGUCCUCUGACGCUCUCCGCAGAAAAUGAGGCCUCGCUCUGCUCUAACAUUAAGAAUAUCACCACAUAUAUCCGUGAAAAUCCAUCAGUUAACCUAAAUGAUCUUGCUUUCGUCACGCAGACCCGUCGUACCACGUUCACAACUCGUGCUUCCUUCUCGGCCAAGACCCGAGAAGAACUCUUGGAAGCUCUGAAUUCAGCGAUCGAGACGUCCAAAAAGGGAGGCGAAACCGGCGUGCGUGUUCAAUCUUCUCUUGAAUCUCCAGCGAUUCUCGGCGUCUUCACUGGUCAGGGUGCCCAAUGGGCGGCGAUGGGUCGUUCGAUGGUCAAGCAUUCUCACGUUUAUCGAACGUCAAUUGAACAAUGUGAAGAUGCUUUACGCGACAUUCCUAAUGGUCCUGAGUGGUCCCUUUUGAAGGAACUGGUUGCUCCGGAGAGCGAGUCUCGUAUCAACGAAGCCAUGAUCUCUCAGCCUCUGUGUACUGCGACUCAAAUUGCGAUUGUUGACGUUCUCCGCCACGCUAACAUUCGUUUCAACGCUGUUGUCGGCCACUCGUCUGGUGAAAUUGGAGCAGCCUAUGCUGCCGGUGUACUCUCCCUUACGGACGCUAUGCGUGUUGCCUAUUAUCGUGGGCUAUACGCUAGAUUGGCUUCCGGUGGGGAAGGGGGACAAGGCUCCAUGAUGGCAGUAGGACUCGGGCAUGAAGAAACUAUGGAUUUUUGUCGGAAAUUCGAUGGUCGCAUUCGACUUGCCGCGAGUAAUUCACCAACCAGUAGCACCAUAUCAGGUGACGAGGAUGCUAUCCUUGAGGCCAAGGCACUAUUGGACGAACAGAACAUAUUUGCCCGUCUUCUCAAAGUCGACACUGCCUAUCAUUCUCACCACAUGCUAAAAUGUGCUGAGCCUUAUCUCAAUUCGUUGAAGUCCGUAAAUAUUCAAGCAAACCGGCCAUCGGAUGGGUGCCAGUGGAUCUCGUCUGUGUACGGCAACAUCGAAUUUGAAUACGAUGAUGAAGAUCUGGAGCAGCUCCAAGGGCAGUACUGGGUUGAUAACAUGGUCAAGCCGGUACUCUUCUCAGAGGCGAUUGAAUGUUCUCUUUGGAAAGCAGGCCCGUUCAACCUGGCUUUGGAGAUUGGUCCCCAUCCCGCCCUCAGAGGUCCAGCGACUCAAACGAUGAAGACGACACUAGGUAGCGUAGUGCCUUAUUCUACCUUACUUGAACGCGGACACGAUGACGUUGAGACGUUCUCCGACGGUGUUGGAUAUGCUUGGACUUACCUGACAAACCUCAUUGAUUUUGCUGGCUAUCGCACUGCUUUCGAAGGCCCGGAUGCUCUGCGGCCCCAGAUGUUGAAGAACCUUCCAUCUUACGCCUGGAACCAUUCCAAAAUACAUUGGACGGAAUCCAGACCAUCUAGACGUUAUCGUCUUGCAGAAAAACCUCCACAUGAGAUUCUUGGCCGACGUGUGGGAGACGAUUCUGAUACUGAGAUGCGUUGGCGUAACUUUUUAAAGCCAAAUGAGAUUUCCUGGGUCCGAGGUCAUGUUUUCCAAGGCCAAAUUCUUUUCCCCACCACGGGUUAUAUGGCCAUGGCUAUUCAGGCUGGCAUGGAAGUGGCAGGAUCCCGUCCUGUAAAACUGGUGGAAAUCCGCGACUUGGUGAUUCCUCGUGCAUGUACUCUCGAAGAAGGCAAGCUUGGCGUUGAGUUUGUUUUCUCACUCAAGCGUAUGAAUUCUGAAGAAGACGAAGAUAAUUUCGUCGGAGAGUUCACCUGCUUUUCUUGCUCCAAUCAGACAGUUGACUCCCUGGAGAAGAAUUGUUAUGGUACUAUCUCUAUCGAGUUCGGCGAGGCUACAGAGGACACACUUCCAUCUCGGGACCAGGUCGAUGGUGACAUGAUGUCGGUUGAUGUCAAUGAAUAUUACUCUUCGCUCACGAAAAUAGGUUUAGAUUAUCAGGGUCUCUUCCGUGGUAUCAAAACCUUUGACCGGAGGAUGGGAUAUGCCAGGGCUACGGCAUCUUGGUCCAUGAACGACGUCGGCGAUCAAUAUGUCAUUCAUCCAGGACCUCUUGAUGUUGCAUUCCAUUCUAUUAUCGGAGCCUUCUGCAAUCCGCAGAGUAGCUCACUUUGGGCGCCGUAUCUCCCCGUCAAGGUUGAUCGCCUUGCGCUGAUUCCGAACGUCAAGUAUGAGGGGGAACCGGGACAGAUCAAUUUUGAGGUGGACGCUUUUAUCACCAAAAUCACUUCAAACUCCUUUGAGGGUGAUGUUCAUAUUAUCAGCCAGGACGGCCGUACUGGUGUUCAGGCAGAGGGCCUUACUCUCAAGCUCUUCACCGAAGCUCAUGCAAGCGACGACCGUCCCAUGUUUUCGAAGACGGUCUGGAAAGUGGACAAGUUUAGUUCCUCUAAUGACUUCGACGAGAUCAUACCCGACGGCGAGGAACUUGCCCUUGCUGAAAUUAUAGAUCGCACAUCGUUUUUCUGGCUAAGGAAGAUUUUCGAUCCGCUUACUGAGAAUGAUAUAACCGGCUGGAAGCCAUUCCAUCAAUCAUUCUUCCAUGCAGCCAAGAUCGUUCUUCGAGAAACUCGAGAAAACAAACACCCGACAACGAACGUCGAGUGGCUCAAUGACUCGGAAGACACCAUCAUGGACUGGAAAAGAAUGUAUGCCAACCAAGCUGAUCUCAAGCUGAUACACGCAGUCGGGGAGAACCUUGUUGGCGUGAUGACAUCCGAUGUUCAACUACUAGAGGUUAUGCUGGUCGAUGACAUGCUGAGCAACCUGUACACCCACGGUCGCGCCCUGCAGCCGCUCAACAGACUUGUUGCAGAAUUGAUGGAAGAUCUCACAUUCAAAUUUCCGCGACUUGACAUUCUGGAAGUUGGUGCUGGCACUGGUGGUACGACUAACUCGGUGCUCAACAAAAUUGGCAACGCUUACAACCGGUACACCUACACCGAUGUUUCAGCAGGCUUCUUCGACAUUGCCAAGAAUCGUUUUUCACAUGCCAGACGUCUUGACUACAAAGUACUCGAUAUUGAACGUGACCCGACUGAACAAGGUUUCCUCGAGGGCAGCCAAGAUGUCAUUCUUGCUUCCAACGUGUUACAUGCCACUCGUACCCUGAAAGAAACUAUGAAGAAUGUUCGCAAGCUCCUCAAGCCGGGUGGUUAUCUCAUGAUGGUAGAAGUCACCGGUGAAUAUCUACAACUCAUGCUUCUCAUGGGUGGACUUCCAGGUUGGUGGCUUGGUGUUGAUGAAGGACGUACUCGUGGUCCAGGCAUUACUCUGACGGAAUGGGACACACUUCUUUGUGACACGGGUUUCAGCGGCGCGGAAAAAUAUGUCUCUGACCUUCCAGAUAAAUACAAGCAUGCCUGUUCUCUGAUUGUGAGCCAGGCUGUUGACGACGAUAUUCGUAUGCUCCAGGAUCCGUUGGCUUUUGUGGAUGAGCUUCCUUUGGAAGAGCGUCUCGUACUUGUCGGCGGCAAGAAUCUGAAGCUAUCUCGCACUGUCAAAGGCCUUGAAAAGAUUGCUUCUCGGUUCACUACUCAUGUGCUUGUUGCAGACAGCAUUGACUCUCUGGCUGAUAUCCAUUUGGUUGAGAACACAUCAUAUAUUGUGUUGUCAGAUUUGGAGAAGCCUCUUUUCUCAGAGCCGGUCACUGAAUCGCGUUUAAAAAAUCUGCAACGCCUAUUUUCAACGGCCACCAACGUCCUCUGGGUCACAUCUGGCAGGCUCGAAGAGAAUCCCUACGCAAAUAUGAGUGUCGGUCUAGGCCGUGCACUCAUCACGGAGUUGCCAAAUUUGAACUUGCAGUAUCUGGACAUCACUAAUUCUGAGUACGAUUCUCGCUUUAUUGCCGAGAUGUUCCUCAAGCUCAAGAUACAUAAGACAUCCUCGUUGAGUUCGAAUCACAUGUUAUGGUGCAACGAGCCGGAGAUUGUUCUUCGGAAUGGUUUGUUGGAGGUUCCUCGUGUUAUUCUGGAUGAAGAGCGGAAUGACCGCCUCAACUCGCUGCGUCGAACCAUCACUAAAGAUGUCUUCCUUGACGAAUCGCCAGUAACUGUCAGUUCGCACCAUGGUUCACUUGUCCUUGAGCAGACUGCCCCAUGGUUCAAGCCUUUACCGGCUGAGAGUGCUAACAAAGUCACCAUGACUGUUGAUUAUUCCGUUUCUCUGCCUUACUCGGGUAGCUCGCGCACCGUUCUAAGUUCGGGCAAAAUUGACAGGUCUGGUGAUUGGACUUUCUGUCUCUCUAACAAUCACAUUUCGGAGAUGUCCGUUCGCAAAGACCAAUUGCUAGUUAUAGAAGGGGCUCAAGUUGACCCAGAACUGCUCAGGACAACUGCUACUUGUAUCACUGCUAAUGCUCUUUUGGCCACUAUCUCAAACACUGUUUUACCUGAUAGCAGCGUGAUUAUCUUUGGGGCCAGCUCAGAGCUCUUACAGGCUCUAACACAGCUUUCUACUGGAUACAAAUUUGUUUUCGUCACAACUAGCAAAGAACAGUCGACGUUGUUCACUUAUAUCCAUCCUCAAGCAUCUGCACGGGCAAUUCGACAAGCACUGCCCAAGAAUGUCGGCUACGCCUUCGAUCUCGCAAGUGAGGGUGCAGAGAAGACACGAGCACUUUUGUCUGAGUUGUAUCCUUUCAUGAAGUUGGAGGCAACAAACUUUGCUAGCAAUACUGUCAGAGAGAUUCUUGACAAUGCUCUUUUUGCUGCUCGAUCUCUCUCAGCGACCCGGUCAAUGGGCUCGGUAUUGUCAUUUGAAAAAUUGUUAUCCAUACCUACAUCAUCGAUUUCAUAUCCUCAUGUUGUGGACUGGACUCAACGUGGAGUGGUCAAGGUCAAUGUGAAGCCUAUAAACGGUGACGGUCUCUUCUCCGCGGAGAAGACCUACCUGAUGGUUGGUCUUGUCUCCGAUCUUGGUCGCUCUAUUGUCCGUUGGAUGGUUGAUAAUGGAGCCAAAUAUGUGGUUCUCACCAGUCGAAGUGCAAGAGUUGACGAGCAAUGGCUUAGAGAGCUUGAGGUAUCCGGUGCUGUUGUGAAAGUUUACAAAAUGGAUGUAUCCAAGCGGGACUCUGUGCAAUCCGUUGUUGACGUUGUCAGGAAGGAAAUGCCACCCAUCGCAGGUGUCUGUAAUGGAGCUUUGGUUCUACAUGAUCAACUUUUUGUCGAGAUGAAGCCGGAAGCAUUGAAUGAAGUCUUUGCACCCAAGGUUGCUGGCACGCUUCACCUGCACGAAAUCUUCUCAGAGAGAGACCUUGAUUUCUUUAUAUCCUUCUCAUCGAUGAGCUCGGUUGUUGGAAACGCUGGCCAGUCUAAUUACAAUGCCGCGUCCCUUUUCCAGGCUGCUCUCAUGAAUUCUCGUCGCGCUCAGGGUCUGGCUGGUUCAGUUAUGUCUCUGGGCAUGGUUGCCGAUGUCGGUUAUAUUGCCCGGCGCGGAGCAUCACUUAUGGAGAGACUCAAGAAAGUUUUCUAUAUGCCUAUUUCCGAGACUGAUGCACAUUUGAUCUUUGCCGAGGCCGUCGCAGCUAGCAACCCGAAUAACGUCGAGGGAACCAUUGAAAUGGCAUCGGGUAUUCAGCCCUUCACAUACACUGCUUCCACCAAGAAUCGUCCGCCGUGGUCUGCGAAUCCCAGGUUCUCUCACUUUGUGCGACAGGAGGAUGAAUCAAAAGAGACACGUAGCGAUGAAUUCAGCAACGUUCCAGUCCGAGAACAGAUGGAUGCCGCCAGUUCUGAAGAAGAAGCUGCUGUUGCUCUACUGUCAGCGUUUUCAAACAAGCUGGAGACCCUGCUUCAGAUAAGCCCCGGAAGUCUCAAUGUUGACGCACCACUACUAGACGUUGGCAUUGAUUCUUUGUUGGCAGUUGAAAUUCGUACGUGGUUUUUGAAACAGGUUCAUGUAGAUGUUCCUGUGCUUAAGGUAUUGAGCGGAGAUAAUGCCAGGAAAAUCUGCGCCGACGCCACAAAUAAAUAUUUGACCACGAAGAUGACCGAACGCGUUUCUGAACCUGCGAGCAACGAAUCCGACUCAAUACCGGAAUCUCAAAAAGAGUCCGACUCCUCCAGUGUCGGUGAUGAGCCUGGAACCUCUACUACCGCAACGAGUGUGGACUUUGAUACAACCUCUGAAACGAACGUACUGAAAAAGCCAGAAAUAGAAAGGACUGAAAAAUUGUCUUUCGCCCAAUCAAGAUUAUGGUUCCAGAGUCGACUAUCUAAAGAUCUUACGUUGUUUAACAGCGUGUACACUUAUGAAAUUAAGAGCAAGAUACAUAUACCCAGACUAAAGCGGGCUGUCGCGGUGGUUGUUAAUCGUCACGAUGCCUUGAGGACAUGCUUCUAUCGGAGACCAUCCGACGGAGAGCCAGUACAAGGGCUUCUCAAGGAUAAAUCGGACGUCUUCGAGCACAUGUGGACUUCCGACGACCAGGCAUUGCAAUUCCAAGAAGAGGCUUUGAGGAAUCGUAGCUGGCGCCUCGCCGAAGGAGAUACUUUUAAGGUCGUCCUUAUUUCACGAUCCCAGGAGCAUCACUUUAUGAUCAUCGCCUAUCAUCAUAUUGUAAUGGACGGAGUUGGCUUGCACAUUUUCCUAAAAGAGCUCAACUCCAUCUAUGUGGGAAACGCACUGAAUGAAGCUCCUAAGCAAUAUAUGGAUCUCUCUGUGGAGGAGCGAAAAGCUAUUGGAAGAGGUGACCUUGACAAAAACAUCGAAUUCUGGUCGGAAAUGCUUACGCCUCCACCGCCGACUAUUCCACUGCUACCUUUAGCUCGAUUCAAAGCUAGACAAACAUCUAAUUCCUAUUCGAACAAUGAGUCGUUCAGAGACCUCGGGGCUGAUGUCACCCAACAAAUCAAGAAAACCAGCGCGAAUCUCAAUGUCACGCCGUUUCACUUCUACGUGGCGGGUAUCCAAGUCUUGUUGAAUCGCCUCUUAGGAGUGGAAGACUUCUCUAUUGGAAUCCUGGAUGCAAACCGUUCAUUCGAUAAUUCUCGGACCAUCGGAUUCUUCCUCAACCUUAUUUCCCUCCGUGCCAAUGUCAAGGCUUCUGAGAAUUAUGCCGAUGUUGUCAAGCGUACCAGCCUACGGUAUUCUAAUGCUCAGAGAAACAAUAGUGUGCCAUUCGAUCUGAUUCUGGCGAGAUUGGGUAUCCGGCGCAAUAUAACCCACACGCCUCUGUUCCAAAUAGCCGUUAACUAUCGCCAAGGCAAUUUCUCCCAAAUACCACUGGGCAGCUCAUCGUUGGAGUUCAGAACGGCGCUUGACGCCAGGAGUCCAUAUGAUCUUGCGUUUCAUGUUACGCCGACUGAUGGUACAUGCUAUUUGCAGCUUGUUAGCAAUGCAAAUCUGUAUGAUAGACAGUCCACAGAUUCACUUUUGGAAAUGCUUUCGACGUUGCUUGUGAAUGCGAGUAGAGAUGCAGCUAUGCCGUUGUCUUCCUACUCAAUCUAUCCUCCACAAGAAGUCGAUCGAGCGGUCGCUCUGGGCAGGGGGCCUCGUCACGACUUUGGCUGGCCAAAAACUCUAACAGAAAAAUUUGAAGCUGUCUCCAAGAUGUUUGGAGAUAACAUCGCCGUGAAAGAUGCCCAUACCGCUUUGACUUACAGACAAUUGUUUCAGCUGGUAAACCAGCUUGCUAAGGCCAUUCUGGAAAAGAGUCCCCUCCCGAAUUCACCCGUGUCUGUCUUGGUAGAGCCCUCCAUCUUCUGGGUUGCUAGCAUGCUAGCCAUUUUGCGCAUUGGGCGCAUUUAUCUACCACUUGAUCCCACCUUACCUAAUGAGCGCCUUGCAGCAAUUGUCAAAACGAGCGCUGCUUCUACUCUUCUCUGCAGCCAGGAGACUCUAUCCCGCACUAAAUCAUUCACCGGAGUUGAUAUUGUCAAUAUUACCACCUUACCAGAGCCCUGUCAGAUUCCAAUCAAUGAACGCCCUGGUGAGCCAGCCUUUAUCUUGUUCACCAGUGGUUCAACUGGAACUCCCAAAGGGAUCGUGCUCUCUCAGGGGGGUUUUAUUAACUAUGCCGCUUCUAAAGGCAAGGAAUUGUCUCUCGGUUGCGAGGUGGUACUCCAACAGAGCGCUUUGGGAUUCGAUAUGGCUAUUGCGCAGGCCUGUAUCUCCGUCACCCAUGGAGGCACGUUAGUCAUUGCUCCACAAGACGUUCGCGGUGAUCCAAUUGCCCUGGCCAAAUUAAUGUUUGACGAGGGGGUUUCUUUUACGUUAGGGACUCCGACCGAGUAUCUCAUGCUUCUUCGAUAUGGAUUCGAUGAUCUCCGUCGGCAGGAUGCCUGGAGGAUUGCUUGCAGCGGCGGCGAGACUGUCACUAGACAACUGAAGGCAGCAUUCCGUUCAUUGCAUAGAAUCCCCAUGUUGGUUGACUGUUAUGGUCCAACAGAAAUUUCCUGUUGUGCUACAAUGCGCAAGGUCAAUUUGAACGUCGACCAAGGAAGGAUAGAUGGUGGUGACGACGAAGACGUUGGCAAAGCAAACCCAAAUUUCCAGAUAUAUAUACUCGACGACGCUGGAAAACCUCUCCCCGCUGGCUUGCCCGGUGAGAUUGCAAUUGGAGGGAUCGGUGUGGCUCUUGGAUACCUGGAUGAGGAGCUUUCACAGAAAAAAUUUAUCCCAAACACGUUUUCCUGUACCGAAGAUAAUGCCCACGAUUUGACUACUAUAUACAGGACUGGGGAUAGAGGUUCUCUGAAGUCUGAUGGGUCUCUUGUAUUCAUGGGCCGGAUGGAUACCGAUACAAUGGUCAAAUUACCUGGUGGCCUCCGCGUUGACCUGGAUGAGGUGGCAAGCACCAUAAUCUAUGAAUCUCGCGGCUCUAUAAGUGAUGCUGUUGUAACGGUUCGCGGCAAUCCUGCAUUCCUCGUCGCCCAUGUCGUGUUAUCUACCAAGUACCCAAUGAAGGAGGAAGCGCUGCAAAGACUUGCUAACGCACUACCCCUAGCCAGAUACAUGAGACCUAAGCUGAUCAUACCCCUUGAUCGAUUACCAAUGACCUCCAAUGGAAAGAUAGAUCGCAAGCACGUUAGCUGUCUCAGCUUGCCAUCAAUGACAGUCCCGUCCGAUUCGUCGCAAAAGGUUCUCAGCCUCACUGAGGGUGAAUUGCGUAUUCUCUGGGAUAGUGUCUUACCGCGGCUCAUAGUUGGCGCGAAAAUCACUCCUGACUCCGACUUUUUUGCGGUUGGUGGGACGUCUCUUUCUCUUGUCAAGCUACAGGCUUCGGUUCGCUCAAAUAUGGGGAUCACAAUACCGCUCGUUGACCUAUAUCAUAACAGCACGUUGGGAGACAUGGCUGAAUUGAUUUCUGACCAGAAAAAAGCUCAACACAUCCACAAGGUCAUUGACUGGGAUGCAGAAACAUCAUUGCCAUUGAGCUUUGAUAUGGCUGCCAACCAGUAUGCUGUUAAUGCAAAGUCGAAUAAGGAUCUGGAAGUUCUUCUCACUGGCUCCACGAGUUUCCUUGGCAGUCAUAUCCUCCAGUCGCUUGUUAAGAACCAUGCCAUACGAAAAGUGCAUUGUAUUGGUGUUUCCCCUGACCUUGAAGAGUCUCAUAUUCAAUCUGACCGCGUCGCUGUCUACACAGGCAGCCUGAGUGAGCCUCGCCUUGGUCUCAGCAGCGAUAUCUAUGCUCAUCUCCAAGGCAGAGUUGACCGCAUUAUUCUUGCAGGUAGCCAGGGUCAUUGUCUGAACAGUUACUUCUCUCUGCGCAGGCCAAACGUUCAUUCGACCCGUCAAAUGGGUCUCUUCGCCCUGCCACGCAGAAUUCCUAUCCAUUUCAUUUCGUCUAGUCGGGUGACGUUGCUUAAUCCUGAAGCCAAGGCAGCCCUACCACCGGUCAGUGUCGCUCAAUAUAAGCCUAGCAAUGACGGUGGCGAAGGCUUUACAUCUGCGAAGUGGGCCAGUGAGAUUUUCCUUGAAAAACUGGCGUCUGCUACAUCCGAGAACGUUCAACUAUCUGUAACAAUCCAUCGGCCAUGUGCCGUUGUUGGUGCUGAGGCGCCUCUUGAAGAUGCUCUCAACGCUUUGCUACGCUUCUCACAAGUCAUUCGUGCGGUGCCGGAUAUGUCCACGAUCAAUGUCGACGGCUACUUUGACUUCCAAAGCGUCGAUAAAGUGGCUGAUGAAAUAGCCGCUACUGUCAUUGAUGAUGAGGCUCAAGGCGUCACCUAUCGCCACUACUCAAGCGGCGAAAAGGUUCUUCCUAGCGGAUUUAAAGCCUACAUGGAGAAGUAUUACGGCGGAGCUUUCAAGGAAAUUCCUCUUGAGACGUGGAUACAGAACGCUCGCACUGCAGGGCUCGAAGAACUGAUCAUUGCGUACCUUCAAGCCAUAACUGAGAAGGGCGAGAAAAUGGUUUUCCCGUUCUUAGGAACGACUGGGUAG
This is a messenger RNA of Talaromyces stipitatus ATCC 10500, 11787 nucleotides long. RefSeq names its product hybrid PKS-NRPS enzyme, putative. Gene Ontology annotation, biological process: fatty acid biosynthetic process; secondary metabolite biosynthetic process. NCBI's taxonomy places the organism in Eukaryota, Fungi, Ascomycota, Eurotiomycetes, Eurotiales, Trichocomaceae. The transcript is spliced from 2 exons. Gene Ontology annotation, molecular function: phosphopantetheine binding; fatty acid synthase activity; 3-oxoacyl-[acyl-carrier-protein] synthase activity. The record is from RefSeq and is a predicted model, not a curated record. Bases 1 to 11787 code for a protein of 3928 amino acids.